Molecule: messenger RNA, 504 nt
Organism: Purpureocillium lilacinum
Lineage: Eukaryota; Fungi; Ascomycota; Sordariomycetes; Hypocreales; Ophiocordycipitaceae
Source: RefSeq, a predicted model, not a curated record
AUGCGACAGCGUGGCCAAGGCGCUCUCGAGCGACGACACGCACGAGAUGGGGUAGUCUACCGCCGCGGCGGCGGACAAGGCGAAGCGCGAGUGCAGCGCCAUGAGGACGAGGCGGAAGAAGAGGUGCACCGUGCAGGCUUCGAGGUUCACCGGUCCCGGGCACUCCUCCGUGCCGAGGUUCUCUGUCGGGAGGCCCAUGCCCGAGCACUUGAGCUGCUGGCGCAGCGCGGCGUCGAGCUCCGUGACUUCGGUGUACGUGACGGUGCUGUCUGCCGCUGUGGCCAUAUCGAGGGCUUGCAGGAGCAGGUCGCCGGACGAUGCCAGGGUGCUUUCCAGCCAGGACUCGGAUGUGCUUUCCAGCGUCUGGGGACUGUUGUCCGGGUCGGAGCGGGAGCUGCGCCUGCUGGUCGUGCGGAAACAUGCGAGGUCCUGUGGCCGCAGCAAGACGGGCAUCCCACAGACGAGCGACUGUCUCAUGUCCAGGAACACGACCGCGGCCCAUAG